CGUGUGUGUGUGAGAGAAAGAGAGAGAGAGAGAGAGAGAGAGAGAGAGAGAGAAGGUCAGAGGCGUGGUACUUUAUUCAGAAUGAACUGUCAACUUUAGCGAGCUCACAGGAACAGGUUCUGUCAGAGCAGACAUUGAAUCACUCAUUACCUGCAGUACUCCGGCCACCCCUUGACUAGUGUGAUUCUACAGGCUUCAAGAUUAUUGCUGAGAUGAGAAGACUGGGGCCUAUUGAAGUCUCCUUACUUAUCGACCACCACAGUCUCCAUUUCCUCUGUGUAAUUCAUCCCUGGGGUCAUUAUAAUUUUUUUUUAUCUCCCAUCUCUCCACUUACUUCAGAGCCUAUUCAUUUAGCCAUCGAUCCUUUCUCCAGUGUCCUUCUGGACUCCCUACUGUCCCUCUACUGCAAUUUAGCUGUUAGUGGAUUUCUCAAAUCACUUGUUUGUUAGUGCUUGUCAACGUUAGUACUGUUUUAUUCAUGUGCGUGCUUCCCAUGUCCACAGCGUUGGCACACUCUCAGGCUUUUAUUGAUUUCUACAGUGAUCCUUUGAGUCCUAAUGACAUAGCCUUAGAGCUGGUCAUACUAAGGCUGAAGACCAGUGUGUGCCAGAUAACAUAAUUACGUUCCAUAUUGUACUCUGCUGGGCAAUUGUUUUUCUAAUUGACUACCGGUCUGCUUGAAUUGUGUCAGUGCCUCCUAGAAAUCUGUGAGAUUAACCGUUUGCCAUGGCUACCUGUCAAUUUAGCAGUAGCAGUUUUUUUUUUGUUGUAAUAGCAUGUUUCUGUUUUAUAUGCAUUUGAUUGGUUAUGGAAUAACAAUUCUAGAAAGAAGUGUAGAAUCAUUCCUUAAGACUUAAAUGUACAUUGAACAUUCAUGCAAGUUUGACCACUCCAUUGUGAUUAAGUGUCAAUUACCCCUUUAUUAUCAUUUAAGUGUUUUCACCUUGAAUUUAUUAUGUCUUUUCUACAUUCACAGAAAACAUUUUUUUAAAGUAAAGUCAGGCCCAUGUGCCCCCUCCAGGUGUUUUUGCAGCAUCUUCCAAUGUCAGGUGGCAAAGAAUAUUACACCAGCAUGUGGCAUGCUUGGCAGCUGCCGAUUUUAGCACUCAGGUAUUCUUUUCUGGACACAGUGAUGUAGAUGAUGAAGAAGACAAGCCGCAGACGCCAGUGUGGGCGGAUUUGAUUGGUUCAAAGAUGACUGUGUAGGAGGAGAACACGUCUUCCACACUGAGUCAUCCAGACUAAUCACAGCCUCUUUUUUUUUUAAUCACUUGGCCUGUCAUUAAAAUGCACACACUGGCUUUAGAUGUAGCUGUCCUCCUCAUUGUCCCCACUGGCAUUAGAGCAGCGAACAACAAAAUGCCACAAAGGCCUAAUUUUUCUAAAUGGAGGCUAAACCGCUGCAUAAUCCCCUCCCCUCUUCAUGAGUCAUGAGCUCCCAACCUCUCAGGCCCGUCACCGUAGAGUCCAUAUAUAAUUACUCUGCAGCAAUGAAGCACCCAGUUCCCAAAACUUUUUCAAAUAAGGCAUAUGUUAAGUGAAGGUCAAAAUAAAUGGUUUAAGGAAAGUAUAUGUUGCAGGCAAUACAGGAGGAACAAAACGUGGUCCUCAUCGGUCCUAAUCUGAGCAUGUCUCUGCUUGACAAGUGCAGCCAAGUGUUUUCAGCCUCUUGUACCAAACAUACCAAACAUGGACUGUAAUUCUGUAUUUACAAGCAAACAGUUUGUACUGUUUCCAACUGCACAUAUGACAUUCCCUACAUUGCAGACUGUGGAUGGAAUUGUGUAAUGUAUUAGUCAUAUGAAGAGCUGUGUUCUCCUUUUCAGCUGUUGUCAGUCUGCUUCCAUGACACUGCCCGUGUUUGUAGCACUGGUGUAAGUAAUAAUGCUGCCAAUGUAACCUCUGUACAUUUUUAGACUUUAACCACAGGUUAUAUUAGUGUUGAUCUAUUGAAAGUUCAAGAUAACGUUUGACAUUCAAUCUUGUAAAAAAAAAAAAAAAAUUCUUUAAAAAGAAGUGAUAGAGUUUCUUCAGUCUUCAGACUCUUAAUUUCAGUUAAAUACAUUCUGUAUAUUGAUUAUGGAUUCUUAAACAUUAUUGUUAGAAAUAUUACAAUACCUGAUGACUAUAUUGGAUGGCAUGAAAAUCAAAGUUGAUUUGUUUUAUUCAUCAGUUAUUAAUUUUUUAAGAGACACAGCGGUAACUAAGCUGAAAUAGAUAAGGUAACAUUAGAAAAGAGAGUUGAGCUAAAGGAGAAAUGGAGAGUCAAGAUCAGGCAGUGAAGGGUUUGGAAUAAAUAGGAGGCAUUAGAGCAAGAGAGAGAGAGAGAGGGAGAGAGAGAGAGAGGGAGAAUAGGCUAUGGAAGGAGGCAGAGGGAACAUUUGACAGCAGUAAAUGUGGGUUAAAGCAGGUAAGAACCUUUUUUUCGCUCUCACAGACAUCUGAACUGUACAGUCUGAUCGACAAACAUCUAAAUCUGCUGUGCCACAGUUCUCACUUUUUUUUCACUAGUCUGAGUUCUUCAGCUGUGAAGUCAGCUAGGAUUCACUGUGUGGGAGGCUUUGAUUUGCCAGCCUGAGGUGAGGUACUUGCUACAGACUAGUGUGUCUGUGAGAGGGGGAAACAGGAAGAGAUUGAUAGAGGAAGGAGAGACUUGUGCUUCUUUGGAGCAUUGAAGUCGUGCCUGGAGCGCUGACAUUUCUGCAAAGUAUUUUUUAUCGGGACACAGAUCUAUAGCAGGCGAACAAAAAUGGAAGGAGUCUGGUAGAGGUGACUUCACUGCAAAUGAGGGAACAUGUUGGCUAUGGACCAAGGAGUGGUGGAGGAAUGGCUUUCAGAGUUUAAGACUCUUCCUGACAGCGCUGUGUCCAGCUACGCUGCCUCACUCAAGGAGAAAGGUUCCCUGGUACCAGCACUGUACAAGGUCAUCCGAGAGAAUUACAGCGAUUUGUUGGAGCCGGUCUGUCACCAGUUGUUUGAGUUUUACCGGUGUGGUGAGCCACAGCUGCAGCGGUUCACGCUACAGUUCCUGCCAGAGCUCCUGUGGAGCCUCCUGUCCGUCAGCGCAGCCAGAGAUCCUCACACCUCCGGCUGCAUCGAGGCCCUGCUGCUGGGCAUUUAUAACCUGGAAAUAGUUGACAAGGAUGGACAGAACAAAGUGCUGUCUUUUACAGUCCCUUCCCUCUCCAAACCGUCAGUGUACCACGAGCCUUCGGCCAUCGGUUCCAUGGCCCUCACAGAAGGAGCUCUAGCUAAUCACGGGCUGAGCAGAGUGGUGUACAGCGGGCCACACCAACAGAGAGAGACCUUCACGGCCCAAAACAGAUUUGAGGUGCUGACCUUCCUGCUGUUGUGCUACAACGCUGCUCUCAGCUACAUGAGCGCCACUUCUCUCCAGUCGCUCUGUCAGCUCAGCUCCAGAGUGUGUAUAUGCGGUUACCCACGGCAACAGAUGCGACGGUACAAAGGUAUUAGUAGUAGAAUGACGGUCACUUCCGAGUUCCUGGUUCAGCUCAUCACUGGGAUACACUUUGCCCUGUGUAAUGGAGAAGCUGAACUAGGAUCCAAAGCCCUGGACGAUGUUCUGUACAGAGCCAAGUUGGAGUUGUUUCCUGAGGCUCUUCUGGUGGGUAAUGCCAUCAAGUCGUCCCUGCAUGGCGCGGCACUGAAGAGCAACAAGGAGGGCGCCCGCAGUAUCCAGGUGGAGAUCACGCCAACCUCCUCCCGAAUCUCCAGGAACGCUGUCACCUCCCUCUCCAUCAGAGGACACCGCUGGAAGAGACACGACGCUGUUGAUUUGGGUUCCCCGGAUGAGUUGAUGGACAUUUCAGAGGUGGAUGAAGGGGUGUGGCCAAGUGGGGUUGGGCCUGACACAAACCCGCCCACCAUCACUAUCAGCAACAGCAUCACCACGUUAAAUCUGGGAGCCAAGGCUAUGAAGAAGUGCCGUCUUGGUGGACGCAACAGCAAGGACAAAGACAAGGAGACCAGUUCUCUAACAUCUGUCCGGGCCGCCAGUGAGAACGUGGAGCUGUCUGUCAAACGGCUGACACUCACUUCCAGCCAGUCGGUGCCCAAGGGAGGAGCUCUCACCAGCCUCACUCGUACAGCCAGUGCUGUUUUCUCCCGCUCCUUUGAGCAAGUGGCGAGCAGUAACGCUCCUCUCUCUGGCAACCAUGGCACAUCUGAAGCCGGUCGCUACUCGUGCAGCUUGCAGGAGGAUGGGAUGGGAUACCUGAGUCCCGCCCCCAACCACACGCAACGCUCUCCCAGUAUCAGUGUCCACCUCGGCUCUGAGGUUUAAACACUACUCUCGUGAUCCUGUGACCCUCUUCCUGUGAUCUGGAACUUCAAGCCAUGCCCACUGUGGAACAACCACGGCGACAUGAAGAACCACUCCCACUGUCACUCCAUUUUUAAUGUUUUUUUGAUCGUGUUUGUGGCGUGAAGUGAACUGCUGCAGAGAGAGCAGCACCAGCUCUAACGUCAGGGAAACUUCUUCCAGCUCCGCUGAUCUGUCUUCUGUUUGUUGUAAUAGUGAACUGUUGCUGUGAAGUCACACCAGUCCAGAUCUCUGCUCCCUGUCAGAGUACUCUGUUGUAAAAAUGGGCAAAGUUGAGACUAAAAACAAACAUAUAAGAGUAUUUUCCUAAAGAAUUUUAAUUGGCAUUUAUUGCCCUGCAUGGCUUUUUCAUACAUCCAUCAUGACCCUGCUGUGGUUUGUUAACAAGGACAUUGGUCAUGUGUGUGUAAGGAGGUAUGUGUAUGAGAGAGAGAGAGUGUUGGAGAGUGUGCUGUACAGUGUGUGUAUUUAUGUUUUUUUAAGAAUAAAGGCUGCUGAUUGCUACUAUGAUUACAGUAUGGUUCCCCUUUUGAAAUACAACUCCCCAAUCAGAGCAAUACUGUAUUCUCUUGUUGAGUGUUUUCUGUUUUAUCCUUAAAAUUACCCAUACCCCCUCCUUGUUCUCUUCUUCAUUUACAGGUUCACAUGCUUUCUUUUUAAAGUAGUGACUAAAUAAUCAAACGUGUGUGACAUUAAGUAGUUGUAAAUGUUUACAGUUGCACAGUAUUGUCAUUACAGAGAAGCAAUAUCUGCACCCCUCCCUUGCUGCUCUAGCACCUUCCUAAUUGGCUGUGCUCCUGAUGGCAGACAUUUAAAAUCUUACUUCUGAGAAAUUCAAAGGAGCCUGUACAGCUUAUUGAGUAUUGAAUUUUGCACUUGGAGUGUUUUCUUCUGUAUUUUCUUACUGUGAGCAGGAGAUCUGUCCCUAAAAUGUGUUGUUUUCCUGUGUUGUUUCCACCAGAGAGAGAGAAACAUGCACUGUUGCCGUUUUCACAAAAACUAAAAACCGUCCCACACCCGACUUUCCACUAGAAAUAUCAUUUGAUACCUGUGAGCAACACACGGACUGUUGUUAGGGCAACACAGCAGUUCCCUGUUUACAGAACUACUCAUCAUUCCAGAUGUUUGUGGUACUUUGGUGAUGUGUUUCCACUGUCUCUACUUGUUCUCCAUAACAAGAAGUGUGGUGAUAUUGUCUCUUGUCAGAACAAAUUAAAACUCCAUCCAGCAGUUGUCUCUGCUUUUCUCCCCUGAACAAAAGUGUUUCCUCUCUGCUGUCGUUUCUACUUGAGCAGUCAAGGGUCUGCGGCUUGUCGGGACUUUUAACAAUCAUAGUCAUCCUCUAUAUGGGUUGUUUGAAUGUGAAUGGCUAAGUCUGUUUAUAUUGACAUUAUCGUUUGUCUGAAGUAAACUCACUGCCACAACUUUGGGGAAUAAAGUGUUUCUAUAUUU
Molecule: messenger RNA, 5794 nt
Organism: Cynoglossus semilaevis (tongue sole)
Lineage: Eukaryota; Metazoa; Chordata; Actinopteri; Pleuronectiformes; Cynoglossidae
Gene: hycc1
Product: hyccin PI4KA lipid kinase complex subunit 1
Exons: 11
Coding region: 2795-4303 (502 amino acids)
Biological process (GO): phosphatidylinositol phosphate biosynthetic process; protein localization to plasma membrane
Cellular component (GO): plasma membrane
Source: RefSeq, a predicted model, not a curated record